Cetraspora pellucida is the source of this 717-nucleotide messenger RNA. The record is from the annotation of a GenBank genome assembly. Lineage: Eukaryota; Fungi; Glomeromycota; Glomeromycetes; Diversisporales; Gigasporaceae.
ACCCAGGAAAAACGCAUUAAGACUCAUGACACUAGGUCAAAAUCCGUUGACACAGAAGAUAAUAUGAACAUUGCUCAAAUGAGCUCAACGUCUCAACUAAACUUAGAACAGGGACGGGAACAGAUCUUCUCUGUAGAUGAAGACCCAACAAACACAGGUUCAAGUAACUUCGAUGAAGUAAAAAAUUUGCUGGGAGGCAUGAAGGAAUUUUCUGAAAAAAUUGCAGAAAAUUCUGAAGUUAUGAAUGCUGGAAUGCAGAAUGGCGAUCUAAAUCAGAAUUUGAAUAAAAAUAUGAUAAAUUCAGAAAAAAAGUUAUCAGAAAGUCAGUCAGCUAGAGAGGAAUAUGAAGAAAAUUUUGAACAAAUGACAAAUGAGAUGAUAUCAGACAAUCAGCUUGAUGGAAAAGAACAAGAAACUCAUAACGUAAUACAUAACCUAGAAAGAGAAGAAGAGAAAUUAACUGAUGCUUCAACUACUGAAUCAAUAGAGAAAAGUGAGGCAGAAGAGGUAGAACAAGGGCCUAAGAAAGGUGAUGAAAUGGAAACAAUGAUGGAAAUGAAUGUAACAUCAAAUCAAGUAGCAGAUGAAAAUGGUUUUAUACAGGUUACUGGUAAAAAAAACAGAAAGAAAACCAGUAUUCCAAUAAUAAAUAAAAGACCCUCACCAUAUAGAAAAGAUAAGGAGGUUAAGAGAGACAAGGUUUCAUUGAGCAAAUGA